AUGUGUAAAGGGAUGAAAGAGCUGAAGGUUUUAGCAUUGGUAGACAUGGGUGGGAUAUCAGCCUUGCCGAGGUCACUAGGACUACUGAAGAGCCUUCGAACCUUGUCCCUAAAUGGUUGUUAUGAUUUAAUAGAUAUAUCUGAUGCUAUUGGAAGAUUGGAAAAUUUAGAGAUCCUCAGCUUUCGUAAAUGCUCUAGAAUCUUAGAGUUGCCGAAGGAAAUUGGACUUCUUAAACAUUUAAGGUUGUUAGAUAUCACGGAUUGUGAUCGUCUUGAGAAGAUUCCACAUGGUCUCUUAUCGAGCUUAUCUAGUCUUGAAGAGUUGUAUAUGGAAAAUAGUUUUCGCAAAUGGGAACAAUCAGCUACAGAAAGCGAAGAUAAGAGGAUGGCAAGCCUUGUUGAGGUGAUGUCUUUGUCUAAUCAUUUGAAGGUUUUAGUCAUAGAGAUACCCGAUUUCAACUUCUUUCCAAAAGACUUUUACUUGACAAGCCGGGCAACAAUAAGAUUCCACAUAUCCAACAGAAUUCAUGGAGAGCUUUUUGGAGGUCAAUCAAGUACUGGUUGUUAUGCAUUCGAAAAUAAGUUGGAGAUUUUUCGAAGUGAUGCAACGGAAUUCAUGGAGAUUCAAAUUGUUCGUGUCUUAUUUAAGAAAUGUGAAGAUUUAAUCUUGGGAAGGAUUAAGAAUUUAAAGUAUGUCCUCAAUGAAUUAGACCAAGAGGGAUUGCAACACUUAAAAGUUUUAAGAAUUCAGGACUGCCCUGAGAUAGAAUACCUUGUAAAUGGAGCAAGUUGGACUCAACAAACAGCCUUCCCUCUCAUCCAAUCAAUCCUACUCGUGUCGAUGCCCAAGCUAAAAGCAAUAUGCCACGACCAACUUCCACAGAGCUCUUUUAUCAACUUAAGAUCUCUUGAAUUACUAUAUUGCCCUGUUUUAAAAUAUGUAUUUUCUCUAUCAGUAGCAAGCAACUUGGUUCAACUCCAAAGCUUAAGUGUUGCCAUUUGUCCCCAAAUGAAAGAAAUCGUCUCAAAGGAGGGGAGGGAACAUGAGACGGCAUCGGACAUCGUAGCUUUCCCUAAAUUAACAAAGUUGACAUUCGAAGAUCUAUCUGAUGAAUUUGUUGGUUUCUACGAAGCCAACAAUGAGGUAACGGAUGGGUCUAAGGAUCAAAAUGUGGUAGGAACUUCAUAUGAUGAGCAUCAACCUUCUAGAAGCUUUGAAAGAGCAGUAUUUCCAUCAAAGUGCAUUUUAUGGUUACAAAAUCUAGAAGAAGUGAAACUACGAGAGGCCAAUGUAGAUGUGUUCUUUGAUCUGAAAGGCCAUAUGGUUAGGGAUGGGCAGGCAGUUCCAGCAUUUUCUCAUUUACAAAAUUUGUACAUAUGGGAUUCUACAUGUCAACACCUUUGGAAGAACAUUCCGCGUGGAUUCCAGGGCUUCCAAAACUUAAGAUAUUUUAAAAUAGGAGGUGCUGAUGAUCUCCAAUAUGUGUUCCCACAUUCAAUUGCCAGGCUACUUGUGAAUCUUGAAGAGCUCCAUAGAGGGACUGCAACAAAAUGGAAACUAUAG
This is a messenger RNA of Prunus armeniaca (apricot), 1563 nucleotides long. The record is from the annotation of a GenBank genome assembly. NCBI's taxonomy places the organism in Eukaryota, Viridiplantae, Streptophyta, Magnoliopsida, Rosales, Rosaceae.